Molecule: messenger RNA, 2337 nt
Organism: Monosiga brevicollis MX1
Lineage: Eukaryota; Choanoflagellata; Craspedida; Salpingoecidae
Exons: 5
Coding region: 1-2337 (778 amino acids)
Biological process (GO): nuclear-transcribed mRNA poly(A) tail shortening
Cellular component (GO): P-body
Molecular function (GO): translation repressor activity; mRNA binding
Source: RefSeq, a predicted model, not a curated record
AUGGCGUACGACCCCAACCAUGAGGAUAAGCUGGAUCAUGAAUCCGCCAUGCGGAUGGUAGAUUUCAUCACCACUGAUCUGCACGGCUACGACGGCCAAGCCGUAGAAACCGAGACCUCACAGGGAGCGAGCGGGGGUGCUGCUCCUACUGCCGGCUUGGCAGCCACCUCCAGUGCCAGCGCGAAUAAUGGAACCUACGUGCCCGGGGACAAGGGAAUGGGCACACGCGUGCCGCCAGAAGCCGUCGGCGCGGCCAAUCCCGGCAGUGGCCGCCCCCCACCCUUACUGCAACGACCGGGCAACUUGUUGAAGGACCUGUAUCGGGAGGAGCGCUUCAGCUUCUUGGAAUACGACAGCCCCCCUGAUGCAUGGGCCAGCUCGUCACUGGGCCACGACGCUGAGCCCAAUGCCAGCGCCGGUGCUGGCCACGUGUAUGAUUGGUCGCACUCAUUGCCUGCCUCAGCCAUUCCAUUACACGCGGAGGAAUACUUUGCCAUGCGUCCACCAGGCAGUGCUAACGACGUCGAGGCUGUGCCCAGCCCGACCUUGCCCAAUGCCAAUGCCAAGACCAGCAGUAGCCAAGCCGCUCAAAACGCGGCAGCCUCAGCCCGCACGCUGCAACGCGUCGCUUCGGCCGUGGUCAGUCUUCUGGAGACGUCUGCCAAUCAUCCGGAGGUUUACCAACAGCAGCAGCUGUAUGACGGCUACGUCAGCUUUCUGUCCGUGGCCAAGUACAUCCCGGAUUGUCCUGACCUCAACACGCUGCGAUUGGCCGUCAACACGUCCACCCUGCUCCGCGUGCGCCCCGAUAAGCUCGCCGUGCGCCUUCGGGCCAACGAGGAUCCCAGCAUGGAGUCGGCCGCUGCCGCUGCUGAGAACGCUGCUGCCCUCAGUCAACAAUUUGCUGGCAUGACAAUGCAUCCGGGCGCCCCGCCCACCACAGUCUCCAGCGCAACUGGUGGCGCUGGUUUCAACAAGGGCCACAUGAAUUACCCGCCACCCUCUGCCCCACCGCUGGGCAUGGGCACGGCUGGUGAAGUGACCGACACUUUCCGGGGUCACAUGCGCCGAGGCAGCGCUGGCGGGUACGAGACAGCUACUGCCGAUGGUGGCGCUGGUUCAGGCAACGCCUUUGAAUUUUACCAAAACAUGCGCUCCUGGUCCAACCCAGUCGGAGAGCCCGGUGCUCCCAACGACGUGGACAUGCGUUAUCUCUCUCUCCAAAACCCCAUGCAUAUGCGCCGCCAGCAAGGCAAGAGCGGGGCUGGUCGUGUCCCAGGUGGGGCAGGUGGUAACGGCCCCAUGGGGAGCAUGGUGGGCAUGGGCCCCGGAGGGCCCGGUGGUAUGGGUGGACCGGGUGUCGGGGGCGCACCUCCGUCGCCUGGACCCGGUGGCAUGGGCGCUGCGGGCCGCGGGCACGCCAACUAUCCGCAUGCAGGCAAUGCAAUGGGUCCUGGUGGUCGUGGGGCGCGCGAUGUUCGCAACGCUGUCUCAGCCUCUUCCCCCGGUUCGCCAGGACUGGGCGCCACCAGUAACAAUGUCUUGUUUACCGACUCCUUUGGUCAAAAGUACAUGUUGACGCCCGUGGGCGCGCAAGGGCGUGGUGCCUCGCUGCACGACCGGCGCAUGCAGUCGAAUCAACAAGCUUUCAAGCAACGUUUUAUGAAUGCACAGGGCGUGAACAGUGCCGAUGCAAACGUUCCACGGACCCUGUCCAGCCCGCAAUUGCUGCUUGAAGCCAAUGUCACAGCAGCUGGGAUGGAGAGCCCGCAAGGCUCCCCACUGCUCCGUGCGGGCAUGGGGGAGACGGGCCCCGUGGCGCGGCGCAAGCCCAAGGUGUGGGCCGAGCAGAUGGCCGACGAGGGCAUUGUGCCUACCGAUCGCGAUCUCUGGUGCUUUAUGAAACAGAUCCGCCUGCACAAGUAUACUCGCCUCUUUCUCGGCAAAUCUCUCACUGAGAUGCGCCAGCUCACUGACGACGACCUUCGCAUCUUGGGCCUAACGGAGGGUGCGCGCCGCAAAUUGAUAACGGAGCUCUUUAUGAUCCCUGAUAAGGCCAAGACGUUUCCUCGUAACCUUCACAAGUCUCGGUACGACAAGCUCAACGAGGCCAUUCGUAGCGGCACGGCCCCGUUCAUUCCGCCGGAGGAGCCGGGCCGCGUGCCGCCCAGCCAUCAACGCCAACAGGCUAUUUUGCAAGCCGAGCUUGCUCACAAGAGUGACUCUGAGGAUGAUGGAGAUGAGAACGAGGAGGGCGAGUCCAUGGCCAAUGAGGAGCCUCAAGCUGCGUCCCCGAAGCAGACGGCCGAGCUGACUUCAUCCAACGAAGCGUAUUGA